This is a messenger RNA of Medicago truncatula (barrel medic), 1986 nucleotides long. Its product is annotated as CBS domain-containing protein CBSX6. The coding region runs from base 536 to 1804 and encodes 422 amino acids. The record is from RefSeq and is a predicted model, not a curated record. NCBI's taxonomy places the organism in Eukaryota, Viridiplantae, Streptophyta, Magnoliopsida, Fabales, Fabaceae. Gene Ontology annotation, cellular component: nucleus; cytoplasm. The transcript is spliced from 2 exons.
ACACUAGGAGUAUGCCUUAUGGUGCAUUGUAUUCACAAAUUCACGUUCACAUCAGAGAACACUGACUCUCACGCACAUUCUCUGAAUCUCUCUCUGUCUUCUAUGUCUAUCUAUCUACUUGGUCCACAAACCGCAUAACACUUUUGUUCUUGUUCUUUUUUGAUCCAUCCAAUUUCGUUUCUUUUCCUUUUCCUUUGUUUCAAUUCGCAACAACAUCCUAGUAACAAUCUUCUCCUAAAUCAACGCACUUUUCUUCAGUUACUUCUUCGAUUGAUGGGCUAUAACCUUGUUGUUCUUCUUCUUCCUCCAUGGCAAUGCAAUUGCAAAUCUCUUUCUCUCUUCCUCUUUUUCUAAACUUGAUCCUUCAUCGACCACCCAUUAACGCCCUUCAUCUUCUCCUCAUCUUUCUCCAUACUCUUUUAUAGCCAUCAAUCACUUUUUUUCACCCACCCAUCAAUUUUUUUUAAUCUUUUUUAUUGAUUCAGUGAAAAAAAUUGAAUCUUUUUGGUUAAUUUGAAUACCCUUUUGAAUUUUAAUGGCGUCUGUAUUGGUUUACCAUGUUGUGGGAGAUUUGACGGUUGGAAAACCAGAGUUGGUUGAGUUUCAUGAGACAGAAACGGUGGAAUCUGCAAUAAGAGCAAUAGCGGAAUCACCGGAAGGGAGUAUACCUGUUUGGAAGAAGAGAUCUCAAGGUGUUAUUGAGAAUAGUGAUAUGAGACAGACGAGAUUUGUUGGUAUUCUUAGUUCAUUUGAUGUUGUUGGGUUUUUGGCUAAGAGUUCAUGUUUGGAGGAUCAAGAUAAGGCUUUGAAGACACCUGUUUCUGAAUUUGUUGUGAGAAAUAAUUAUUUGCUUAAGUUGGUUGAUCCUGGAACAAGGUUGAUAGAUGCACUGGACAUGAUGAAGCAAGGCGUGAAGCGUUUGCUUGUUCCUAAGAGUAUUGUAUGGAAGGGCAUGAGUAAGCGUUUCUCAGUUAUCUACCACGGCAAGUGGCUCAAGAAUCCCGAAUCUCCUAGCAGCAGCAACAACAAUCUAUCUGUAAACCUAAAUGGAAACACCUCAGCUUCUAUUCGUGAUAAGUAUUGCUGUCUCUCCAGAGAAGACGUACUCCGUUUCAUCAUCGGUUGUCUUGGAGCACUAGCUCCGAUCCCUCUCACUUCCAUCGCUGCGCUUGGAGCAAUUAAUCCAAACUACAGCUAUAUUGAAUCCUCCACUCCCGCACUCGAAUCAACUCAAAAGGUUCUUCAAGAUCCAAGUGCAGUUGCAGUAAUAGAAAGCAUGUCAGACGGUCAGUGUAAAAUCAUUGGAGAAAUUUCAGCAAUCAAAUUAUGGAAAUGUGAUUACUUAUCCGCCGCAUGGGCUUUAGCGAAUCUCUCGGCAGGACAGUUUGUUAUGGGAGUUGAAGAUAAUGUUACCCCAGGGUCACCUCCUGAUCUCUGCAUCAAUCCUGGAGCAGAUAAUGAUUUGGUUAACGGCGGCGGUGGUUCGAGAAAACUGAAGAAAUUCAGCAGCAGGAGUAUUGGAUUCUUUAGUAAUUCUCCAAGCAAUAGCUUUGGUUCGAGGAGCAUGUUUCGAGGUAGAAGUACGCCUUUGACAUGCAAAAUGACCAGUUCAUUGGCUGCAGUCAUGGCUCAGAUGCUAUCUCAUAGGGCAACUCAUGUUUGGGUGACUGAGGAUGAGAAUGAUGAUGUUUUGGUUGGUGUGGUGGGAUAUGCUGAUAUAUUAGGUGCUGUGACCAAACCACCAACAAUCUUCAUUCCUGCUAAUAAACCUAUUGAAGAGUUUGGUAAUGAAAUUCAGUGUUGAAUUUUGUUUUUGCCUUAAGUUCUUUCAAUGAGAGUGCCUUUAGCAGUUGUUACUUGUUUGGUGCUAAAUUAUAUCUCAUAAUACAUUCAGACUUAAAAUGAGUUUUUGUUGUUUGCUUCCAGACAAGUUUUUAUUAUUUGAUAAUGGCAAUAAAAUGGAAUAAGUAAUGUUUGAAUGUGCUA